Vigna angularis (adzuki bean) is the source of this 1352-nucleotide messenger RNA. RefSeq names its product protein GRAVITROPIC IN THE LIGHT 1. Bases 1 to 1314 code for a protein of 437 amino acids. Gene Ontology annotation, biological process: negative gravitropism; response to red or far red light. The record is from RefSeq and is a predicted model, not a curated record. Lineage: Eukaryota; Viridiplantae; Streptophyta; Magnoliopsida; Fabales; Fabaceae. The transcript has a single exon.
AUGGAAUUUGCAAAUACCCUGAAAUCCAAUUCAAAUAUGUCAGAUACUGUUUGCAAGUUCUGUGCUUUGAAAUCCAUUGGGGUGUUACCCUCUCAAGUUCCCAAUCUCCGUCACUUUCACAAGUCAAUUUGCGUUGGUGCUUCUCCGAGUGAAGACAGAAAUGUUGCAAAUAAGGUCAUUGAAAUGGCUACAGGAGAGGGUUCUUGUUCUGGGGAGGAGAUCAUGAAGAUAUUUGACACUGUUUCAGCUCUGAAAUCUGCAUAUCUUCAGCUUCAGCAAGCUCAUAUCCCUUAUGAUCCACAAAAGAUUAUUACCUCUUACCAAGGAGUAGAUGCAGAACUUGAGAAGCUUUGCAAGUUCAAGCAUGCAUACAAGGAGAAGCGAUAUAGAAAAACCAAGUCUUAUUCCAAGGCUUCGUGUUUUGACCUCUUGCAAUCUGAAAUUGGUCGCAAAGAAGCAUUUUUCAGGAAGUUAAACUCUCUAAACAGUGUUAAAGACUCUCAGAUUCUAAGGCUGCAGCAAGAACUCCAGGAUUUGGAAAUGGGGAAUAAAAAUCUGCGUAAGAUGAUCAAGAGGAUAAGUCAGAAGAGAGAAGCAAGUGUUUUGAGUGCUGCUAAGUUCGAGGAUUUCUUCAAGGCUGCUGCAAAGUCCAUUCAUGAUUUUUCCAAACCAUUAAUUAGCUUGAUUAAAGCUUCAGGAUGGGACUUAGAUAUGGCAGCAAAAUGCAUUGAGAAUGCAGCUGUAUAUUCCAAAGGGUGUGACAAGAAAUAUGCUUUUGAGGCCUAUAUUGCACGGAGAAUGUUUCAUGGGGUUUCGUUAACAUCUUAUGAUGUGAGCGAUAUUGUGAAGUUUGAUGAUCCAAUUGAUGCACUGAUGGAGAAUCCAAACUCAGAUUUUUCAAAAUUUUGUGGAACAAAGUACCUUCUAGUUGUUCAUCCCACAAUGGAAGAGUCAUUCUUUGGAAAUUUAGAUCACCGAACCUUGAUAUUGGGUGGCAAGCACCCUAGAACUGAGUUCUAUCAGUUAUUCGCAAAAGUGGCAAAAUGGGUUUGGGUUUUACUAGGUUCUGCAGUGUCAAUAGAUGCCAAUGCAACCAUGUUUUCUGUCAACAGAGAAAGCAUGUUCUCUGGUUUAUAUAUGGAAUCUGUUGAGGAGGAAGGAAAGAAUGCUGUUUUGUCAGACUUAGAGAGAGCCUCCUACAAAGUUCAGUUCAUGGUUAUGCCUGGCUUUAAAGUUGCAGAAGCAUUGGUGAAAUCAAGAGUUUAUAUCUCAAAAACAUGCUUAAAGCUAAAUGGUGGUUCUUUUAACUGGUGAUACUGUUUAUGGACUAAAAUUUUUGUACACGAGCUUUU